UGAUCUUGAUAAAUCAUUGAGAUGUCUUCUGAAGAUAAAGUAGAUGUGAGAGUGAGACCACUGGGGUCUUUUUUCCCCCUCAAAAAUAAAAUCAGUAAACCUAAGCAAUUUGUUCUAAUUUACUGUUUUCAAGGAACAACCGAGACAAUAAAAGAUUUCCUUUUUGAUUUUUCUUUCCUAUAGGAGUUGCAGACCAGUGAAUCUCAUAUACAGUACAAGUCUGGCUUGAUAGAUUAGUUCACAAGCUUGCCAGGCAGAUUUAACGAUCCUAAAUUAGACACAAAUGAGACAUUACAGCAUGAGUACAGAGCUAUAAAAUUGAAGUAGAACGCUUAGUCUGGAUAAUUGGUCUUUGAUGAGAAGUAUGUGAGCUCUCUGACCUUUGCAAACUUUCAUGUUUUCCCAGUAAGCUCAGUUUGAAACAUAAUUGACAUCCAUUCCAAAACACUUUCGGAGAUUACUGGGAUCUUUUUCUCUUGAGAGCAAUCUGAGAAUCAGGAGACUUCAGCAAAAGUCUCAGUUUGCUUUCCAUUGAAUGUAAUUUGCUGUCUGAGAGAAGACGGGUAUUAAUAAGGUAUCCUGUGGUGUUUUUCCUUCCUAUGGGAAGGUACUUCAGAUUCUGAGAUUGCAUACCGGUGACUCUAAUAAACAACUUACUUGAUAGAUUAGUUCAGGAGCUGGCCAGCCAGUUGUAACGAUGCUGAAUUAUUUAUAGGGUGAACGUGUCAAGCUCAUUUAUGCUUGCGCUGAACUUCCCUCUGUCGUGCUGGAAGGAAAAGAGACAAUACCUUAGAGAUGCUUGGAGUCAGAAGGUUGCGUUUUAUAACAUGUUUUUUUCCCCCCUUGUCUUUCUUCUGCUGAAGCCAAAUCCAUUUGCACUCUACCGGGAGAGUUUUGCUUCACAGGGCAGGUGAGAAAGAUGCAGAAGGGAGGGGGAUUGUUCUGUGUUAGCCCAGCAUUGGAUGUUUCGAGAGAGGGAGUGGACCGGUUCUUUCUCUCUCUCCUCCUCUCUCUUUCUCUGUCUCCAUCACUAUGGAGUUGAGGCGAGGAAACCACACAGCUAGUGGAAGCAUGCGUGAGCUCAGGGUGCUAAAACAAAAGGCACACUAUCUAUCACCCACUAUAUCAUUCCGUGGACUUGCACAUCCAUUACAGCGAUGAGCGUAAGAGAGAGGCUGAGCGGGACACGUUACCAAGGAGACUACAAUGAUGAAAUGCACUAGCGUCUCGUUUUCCAUGUUUCCUGAAGUCUGAAGGAACUUAAAAGCUGUUAUGCCAGGCUCUGCCACUCAGGAGAACAUCAUGAAGUCCCAGCAGAAAUGUAUUGCCGUGUUUGCUCUGGUUUGCUGCUUUGCUGUCCUGGUGGCUCUAAUUUUCUCUGCUGUGGAUGUCUGGGGAGAGGAUGAGGAUGGUGUCACUGAGGAGAACUGCAGCAAAAAUUGUCGCAUUGUCCUUGUGGAGAACAUCCCAGGAGAGCUGUCAUUCAACCCCAAUAGUUCAACCCAUCUCCCACUUGCCAUGGGUCUUAACCACCUCUUGGACCAAGCAAAACUGUCAGUUGAGAUAGUGUCGCCAUACUGGGCUCUGACCUCCACCGAUCAGGGGUCACGGCUUUAUUCUUCCUAUCAGGGUCAGUAUUUGUUUCAGAGAUUGUUAAGCCUGAAGUCUCGAGGUGUCAAAUUAAAGAUCGUCAGUGACCAGCCCAACUCCAUUGAGCUGAAGAGCAUGUCUGACCGCUAUGCAGAAGUGCGCUACGUCAACAUGACGGCCCUCACCAGAGGAAGACUGCUUUCCUCCUUUUGGGUGGUGGACAGGAAGCACAUUUACAUUGGCAGUGCUGGCAUGAACUGGAAAGCGCUGUCCAAGCUGAAGGAGCUCGGAGUUGUAGUGUACGACUGUAGUUGUUUGGCUCUGGACCUGCACAGGAUCUUUUCUUUCUACUGGCAGCUUCAGUACAGGGACUACAUCCCUUCAAUCUGGUCCAAGAGAGUCACGGCCGUGUUCAGCAGAGACGAGCCGCUUCAGCUCAGACUCAACAAUACAGAUGCUUCUGCCUAUGUGUCGACAUCACCAGAGCUGUUUUGCCCCAAGGGUCGAAGUAGAGAUUUAGAUGCCAUACGGCAUGUGAUCCGAGAAGCCAAGAGAUUCAUCUACAUUUCUGUAACAGAUUACCUGCCCUUAGUCAACCGCAGCUUCAGAGGAUCACCAAUCAUACGGUACUGGUCGCCAAUAGACGAGAUGCUCCGAGAGGCUGCGGUACUGAGAGAGGUCAAAGUUCGUCUCUUAAUCAGUCUGUGGACACGCACACAUCCACUGACCUUUAACUUCAUGACGUCAAUGCAGGCCCUAUGCACAGGACUGCCAUUCUGCUCUAUAGAAGUGAGAUUUUACAGAGGCAAGGAGCACAUGGGAGGAUUUCAGCACAGGAUAAAUGAGAAUAAAUUUAUGGUGACAGACAACACAGCAUACAUCGGGAAUCUGGACUGGGUUGGCAGUGAGUUGGCUUUCAAUGCAGGAGCCGGGCUGGUGAUUCAAGAACCGGAGAACCAGCGGGAAGGGCAGGACUCGAUUGUACAGCAGCUGACUGCUGCUUUUGAAAGAGACUGGUUUUCACCCUACACAAUAAGCCUGCUCUCUGGCAGUACGACCCUACAGGAGAGCCAACAUGGGAGUCAGAAACUGCAAGCUCUAAAGACAAAACCAGAGAGCAGAGAGCAUGAGUGAGCGGCACAAGUUUCUCUCUGAGGCGGGACCAAUAAGCCAAGGACUUUGUGCCUCAGAACAUCUGCGCCAUGACUCUUACCAUUUGAGUUUUCAAAUGCUGUCAGUGGAAUGGAAUAAUAAUCUCUGAAGGACUUCUGUGAAGAUUUUUGUGUAUGCUUUCUUUUUAAAAUGACAGUACAGCACUUUCAAAGAAAUACUCUAAACCAUUAUAUAAUGCAUGCUUGUUUGGAUAAAAAACACUCAGUACCAUUAACUGAGAACUGUGGAAAUCAUUUACUCCAAUAUUUAGACUUUUCUUAUUUUAAGCCAAUUUAUUCAGAGACUCUGCUCAUGGAAAAAUUUCGAGAAAGGACAUUGCCAAAAUUUUAUAAUCAUUGUGUAAAUUACUUUUCUCAAGAGGUUCAUUGGUCAUCCUUUUUUAAAAAUCAAGCACAUUCUUACUGAAAGACAUUUUGGAAAAAUCUGCAUAUACGCCAACAAACUUGCUCAUUAUAUAUGCGGCCUCAUACUGUAGCUAUCAUUACUUUCUGACUGACUAGAUAUUAUGGCACAUCUGACACUGUGUAUAUAUAUACAAUGUUUACAUGAUGCAGCAUGCACAGCCUUGAAGUAAUGUACAAUCGUACGCACAAGAAGAGACUGUUUUUCUUAUUGAAUACUAACUUAAGCUUACACCCUUUAAAUGUAGCUUUAUAGAGUAGCUUUUAUAUGUAGCUUUAUAUCAUCCUUUAACUGACUGUUUUAAUGGAACAGUAAUGUUUUUGUUAAACAGUCGCUGCUGAUUGCUGAUCUUGUAAUGCAGGCCAUAUAUGUUGCAUUUCUCAGUAGUUUGUGGCCUGAUGCUUUAGCAUGUUUUGCCUUAUAUAUGCUGCCAUAAACUGUAGCUGCUGUUGCUUUCUGGAUGACUACCUCCUAUGAUACAAUGCAUCUAUGAUAUACUGUAUACAUAUAAUCAUAUAUAAUAAAAC
Messenger RNA from Onychostoma macrolepis, 3692 nucleotides. It is a transcript of the gene pld5, whose product is annotated as phospholipase D family, member 5. Gene Ontology annotation, molecular function: catalytic activity. The coding region runs from base 1273 to 2724 and encodes 483 amino acids. The record is from RefSeq and is a predicted model, not a curated record. The transcript is spliced from 10 exons. Lineage: Eukaryota; Metazoa; Chordata; Actinopteri; Cypriniformes; Cyprinidae.